This is a messenger RNA of Talaromyces amestolkiae, 1368 nucleotides long. RefSeq lists its product as uncharacterized. Lineage: Eukaryota; Fungi; Ascomycota; Eurotiomycetes; Eurotiales; Trichocomaceae. The coding region runs from base 1 to 1368 and encodes 455 amino acids. The transcript has a single exon. The record is from RefSeq and is a predicted model, not a curated record.
AUGUCUGCUGACUUGCUCGCUGAAUUUGGGACCAAUACAAGCCAUGCUGGCUAUGCAGUAAAUGCACAGGGACCCUCACAGUCACAAACGAACGAUUUAUUCUUCGACGAUGAUUUUGAUUCUUUUGUGUCCCCGGAACCUACAGACACCGGUGCAUUAGGAAAUCAAGAAAAUAUUUCAAGCCCUGAAACAAAUCAUGACAGACAACGAUAUACCCUGGAUGUAGCUACGUUACCUCCGGUCUCUGAAGGCGCUGAAGUAUUAUUCGAUGCAUCUGCAGAAGUGAGAUCAGACGAAGCUGAUGAGGACGAUUGGGGAACAUUCGAAACGKCCAAACCUGCAACUAGUCCUGCCCAAAGUGGUCAGUUACUUGAUAUUGAAGAUGAUCAUCAACCAUUAUCGACGCCUAAAUACAAUUUAGAUCCAACAUUAUCCUAUGUUUCGGCGCCUGUUGAUCUCAUUUCCCUCGAAGACAAGCCGCAAUCACCUCAAAGCAUUGCCUCACAAAUAACUCCUAGCUCAAGACAUCUCCAAACGCUCAAAACACCUGCAUUCACAAAGAAGGCUCCGAUAAAAAGCAAAAGUCCGCCUAAACCCUCCGAGGAUGACUUCUUCAACGAAUGGGAUGAUUUUGAGGAUGGGACUAAAGAGAAGUCUCAAGUUAAAUCUAAUGUUUCAGUGCCUACGAAAGGGACGAAGGCCAAUGAUGCUAUCAAAUCUACAAAAUCACGACAAUCCACACAGUCACAAUCAAUUGUUCGCCCGACUAAUAUCCCUCCGCCCUCCGUCUUGCUUCAGAUCAUUCCCUCCCUUUUAGAGGAAUUCCGUGUACAGCUUGAUAGUACAAAGCGAGGAUCUCCAACCACCACAUCUGAUUUUGUCACGAACCUUGUCCAGACCCUUAGAGUAGCUUCCCGGAUUAUUGCAGGUCGCACUCUACGUUGGAAGAGGGAUACGAUAUUAAGCCAAAGCAUGAAAAUUGGUCCAGCACAAUCGGGGAAGAGUAGUGGGAUGAAACUAAGCUCUGUCAGCAAAGGCGAAUCUAUCAAAGAGGAACAAGAAGCUGUUGGCGUCCUUGAAGUCUGGCGCCACCAUACAUCCGCAUUCAAUUUGGCUAUUCAAUCAUCUGGUGAACGACCCGUGCCCGUUAUAACAGAUAAAACUCGAGUCAUUACUGCGAAUGCGGCGCAAGGCGCGCUCAGAGCUUCUCAUGCUUGUGCCUUGUGUGGUCUGAAACGAGAUGAGAGGCUACCCAAGCUAGACGACGAUGUGCAAGACAGUUUUGGAGACUGGUGGGUUGAACACUGGGGCCAUACAGACUGCAAGUGGUUUUGGGAAGAAAAUUCAAACAAACUUCAUCAACGUUGA